Molecule: messenger RNA, 2180 nt
Organism: Danio aesculapii
Lineage: Eukaryota; Metazoa; Chordata; Actinopteri; Cypriniformes; Danionidae
Gene: ugt5b1
Product: UDP glucuronosyltransferase 5 family, polypeptide B1
Exons: 2
Coding region: 96-1691 (531 amino acids)
Molecular function (GO): UDP-glycosyltransferase activity
Source: RefSeq, a predicted model, not a curated record
AGGAGAGUAAGCUGUGCUUGUACUUCUUUGACUUAUGUUACAUUCAACAAAGCUGACCAAUUAAAGAUUUUGCAGUCUACCUUUUCAUAGGCACCAUGAUUGGACAGAUUUUUCAGCCAUGUGGACAAAUCUUGAUUGCACUUCUGCUAGUGACUGUUCCAGUUGCUCAAAGCGAGAAGGUUCUUGUCUUUCCUGUGGAUGGCAGUCACUGGGUCAACAUGAACAUCUUGGUUGAAGCACUUCAUGCCAAAGGUCACAAUAUUACAGUCAUUCGGAUGGCAGACAGCUGGUACAUCACAGAGAUGUCACCUCACUACACUUCAAUAAAUCUCAAGUCUGCAGGAGGAUUCGAUGAAGAAUUUUUUGAGACAUUUGCAUUCAGACUAAUGAAAAUUGUGAGAGAAGGUUCACGCUGGAGUCGUUUAAAACUAGAGAUAGAGACGUGGCAAAGUGCUUAUGAGAUGAUCAAAACAGAAAGUGAGAUGAUAAAGAGUAUGUUGGAGGACCAACAGCUUAUGCAGACUUUUAGGGAUGCCAAGUAUGAUUUGCUCCUUACAGAUCCACUCUUGUUUGGGGGUGUUAUUUUGGGCCACUUUCUGAAACUUCCAAUUGUCUAUAAUGUCCGUUGGACAAUGUAUAAUGAAGCUCAUUUUGUAAUAGCUCCAUCUCCACUUUCUUAUGUUCCUUUUAUGAUGGUGGAGUUAUCAGACCGCAUGAGUUUUUUCCAGAGAGUAAAGAAUAUUGUGAUGUUCACCGUAGCAGAAGCACAAGCUGCUUUGCUUUUUGCUCCACAUUAUGACGCACUUUGUGAACAGUUCAUUGGCCCAGGAGUCUCAUUUCUUUCCUUAGUUCAGGGAGCUGAUCUGUGGCUCCAUAGAGUCGAUUUUAUUUUCGAAUAUCCACGUCCCACUAUGCCAAAUAUUGUCUACAUGGCAGGUUUUCAGUGCAAGCCAUCAAAACCUCUCCCACAAGAUCUGGAGGAAUUUGUUCAGAGCUCUGGUGAUCACGGUGUCAUCAUCAUGUCUCUGGGGACUCUCGUUGGUCAGCUUCCAGAUGAUGUGGCCGAGGCAAUUGCUGAAGCUUUUGCAGAACUUCCACAGAAAGUCAUCUGGAGGUACAAAGGAAAGAGACCAUCUGCACUAGGAAACAACACCUUAAUGAUGGACUGGAUGCCUCAGAAUGAUCUUCUGGGUCAUCCCAAGACCAGAGCCUUUGUGGCACAUGGAGGAACCAAUGGAGUUCAAGAAGCCAUCUACCACGGGGUGCCAAUCAUUGGAUUUGGCCUGAUUUUUGACCAACCCGACAAUCUUGAAAAAAUGAGAGUGCGAGGUGCAGCCAACAAUGUAGACUUUGCCACAGUGGAUAAGGAGUCCUUCCUUAAAACGGUCAAAGAGGUUCUUUAUGAUCCCUCUUAUCGGGAGAACAUGCAGAGACUCUCAAGGCUUCACAAGGAUGUUCCAGUGAAGCCUCUGGACAACGCCAUCUUCUGGAUUGAGUUUGUUAUGAGACACAAAGGUGCCGCUCACUUGCGCACAGAGUCAUACAAAAUGCCCUGGUACUCUUAUCACUCUGUUGAUGUCAUUCUGGUGCUGAUUUCUGCUGUGUCACUCAUAAUCCUGACCAUUUAUGCAGUUAUCAGAUAUUUCUGCUGCAGAAUAUGCAUGAGAAAAACAAAAAUCAAACUUAAGUAAAUUUGCUUUUUUAUCACUUGAUUUUAGUAAAUCACUUUAAUUCAAUCAUAAAUCUAAUGCAUUUAAUGUAAAACUGAAUAAAUAUUUAGAAGAACUGGCAAAUGUAGUGUUGUGUUUUCAAGAGCAAAAAGAACUUGAAAGGGUUUAGUCUUACAUGUGUGUACAUUAGUCACAACAACGACGUAACACACAUUUGACAAGAGUAGACGUGAAUUUUCACAUUGCCCAGCCUGUCUGGGUACCAACUAUAUGUGUUGCAAGCCAAUUUUUUUUAUUUUAAGUCCACCAAUGCCAACUUAUUGACUGUAAUAAAGGUUUACCUGAUAGGUUUCCCAUUAUACACAGUAAUGGGUCAGAAUAAUUUUCUUUCACUGUAGUUUGCCUUGUGAUUAUUGAAUUAUUGUGGAUGAAGUGUAUCGUGGUUUAUAUUGAUGUGCAAUAUUCAAAUGUUUAAAUAAACAAAUAAAUAAAGAUCCUCUAUAUAUCUGA